CUCUCUAGUCACUGCCUGAAGCAGUAAUCGGACAACUGUCGUUCUCACUCUGGCUCGGUCUCUUGAGAUCCCAGCUAUAUAGUGUGUGUAUCGGAGCUCCGUGGGUUCUAACACUUGAAAUGAAAAAGAAAAAGGUGUGUUGUAGCCGGUAAUUUGUUGCGUUACAGGUUCUACGAACUCUCGAAGAACUCUUUUUGAUGAAGUUUCUCUGUUGUCUCUGGACUGGACAGACUUGGCUGUAGAAGAUUAUAACGUUACUUAAAGGAACGGGAUACCAGCCAGAGCACAGGGAUUCCACGGUAGUUGGAGUCUAUGGACAUGCAGGAUCUAGCCAGUCCGCACAGCUGUGUAAGUGGAAGCAGUGAAUCUCCUAAUGGUCCCAGACUCGACAACUCCCACAUCAAUACCAAUUCCAUGACCCCCAAUGGCACUGAAGGUGAUAGCAUCACAAUGCUCACCACAGCUGACUGGUUGUUAGGCUCUAGCUCACAGUCCGCUGCAGUUAAAACAGAACCUAUGAGCAGCAGUGACAUCACCACCCCAGUAGCCGACGUCUCCCUUGACAGCUUUUCAGGAUCAGUUAUUGGAACCAGUGGCUUCAGCCCAAGACAAACACAGCAGUUCUCCUCACAGAUUUACCCUUCCAACAGACCGUAUCCACAUAUUCUCCCUACUCCUUCAUCCCAAAAUAUGUCUGCGUACGGUCAGACACAGUACACCACAGGAAUGCAGCAGGCCGCAGCCUAUGCUAGCUACCCCCAGCCUGGACAACCCUACGGGAUCCCUGCCUAUGGCAUAAAGACAGAGGGGGGACUGAGCCAGUCCCAAUCCCCAGGACAGACAGGCUUCCUCAGCUACAGCUCAGGAUUCACCACCCCUCAGACGGGCCAGGCUCCAUACAGCUAUCAAAUGCAAGGUGGCACGUUCACAACCACGUCAGGAUUGUACGCAGGAAGCAACGCCCUCACGAACUCAACCGGCUUCAACAGUACACAGCAGGACUACCCGAGCUACCCAGCAUUCGGCCAGGGCCAGUACUCCCAGUAUUACAACAGUUCUCCCUACACCUCCCCCUAUAUGACCAGCAACAACACCAGUCCCACCACCCCCUCCACCACAGCCACCUACACCCUCCAGGAGCCCCCCAGCGCCCUGACCAGCCAGGCCCUCACGGAACCCCCAGCAGGUAGGCCCCAGGCCCCCCAGGCCACCCACCCUCCAUCCCCAGGAUCAGAAGGCUCUGGAGGGGGUGGCUAUGAUGCCAGGGCCACUCAUUAUGGAGAUUACAGUACCAUCCACAGUCCAUCAACGCCCAUUAAAGAUUCAGAAUCGGAUCGAUUGCGGCGUGCCUCGGAUGGAAAGUCACGUGGCCGAGGGAGACGGAACAACAACCCUUCACCACCGCCUGACUCUGACCUUGAGAGAGUGUUCAUCUGGGACCUGGAUGAGACCAUCAUCGUUUUCCAUUCCUUGCUCACAGGGUCUUACGCUAACAGAUACGGCCGGGAUCCCCCGACGUCUGUGUCACUGGGACUGAGGAUGGAGGAGAUGAUCUUUAACUUGGCAGACUCUCACUUGUUCUUCAACGACUUGGAGGAGUGCGACCAAGUCCACAUCGAUGACGUCUCAUCUGAUGACAACGGUCAGGAUCUGAGUACUUAUAACUUUGGUUCGGAUGGGUUCCACGCGGCAGCGACCAGUGCCAACCUGUGCCUGGCCACGGGCGUGAGAGGAGGAGUGGACUGGAUGAGAAAACUGGCCUUCCGCUACAGACGAGUAAAAGAAAUCUACACCACCUACAAAAAUAACGUUGGAGGUCUGCUGGGCCCAGCCAAACGAGAAGCCUGGUUACAAUUGAGAGCAGAAAUUGAAGCCUUGACCGAUUCCUGGUUAACACUGGCACUGAAAGCACUCACAUUAAUCCACUCAAGGUCAAACUGUGUGAAUAUUCUGGUGACCACCACCCAGCUCAUACCUGCCCUGGCUAAAGUCCUGCUGUACGGACUGGGGAUAGUGUUUCCUAUUGACAAUAUUUAUAGUGCUACCAAAAUAGGGAAGGAGAGCUGUUUUGAGAGAGUCAUUCAGAGGUUCGGUAGGAAAGUUGUGUACGUCGUCGUGGGAGACGGAGUGGAAGAGGAGCAAGGCUCAAAAAAGCACAACAUGCCCUUCUGGAGAAUCUCCAGCCACUCUGACCUCAUGGCCCUCCACCAUGCUCUGGACCUGGAGUACUUGUAGCUACCGCUUCCUACUGCUCAGACCGUGACACCUACAGCUCGGCCUACCGGCCCAAUGCACCUACCCGAAGGCCCCUACACCCUACCGGCCCACUGCACCUACCCAAAGGCCCCUACACCCUACCGGCCCAAUGCACCUACCCGAAGGCCCCUACACCCUACCGGCCCAAUGGACCUACCCGAAGGCCCCUACACCCUACCGGCCCAAUGCACCUACCCAAAGGCCCCUACACCCUACCGGCCCACUGCACCUACCCAAGGGCCCCUACACCCUACCGGCCCACUGCACCUACCCAAAGGCCCCACAACUGCUCUCCCAGACCCUACUGGCCCCUAAAUGGCCCAUACCGGCCCCUACUGGCUCAUACUGGCUCCUACUGGCCCCUACCAACCCCUACUGGUCCCUAAUGCCCCCUAGCGCUCCACAUACCACAACUACUCUACCAGACCUUACUGGCCCCUACUGGCCCAUACCAGCCCCUACUGGCCCCUACUGGCCCCAACUGGCCCCUACUGACCCCUACUGGCCCCUAGUAUUCCACAUACCACAACUACUCUACCAGACCCUACACUUCCUGCUCCACCUUGCCUUGCAACCUUUCAACUUUCACCACAGCCACUCAGGUCCUCCCACCCAGAACAGACUCUCUGGGGCCCUUUGUGUCGCCUGUCCUCCCCCUUCUUUACCUGGCUGCCCUUUUGCCCUCCCUCCUUCCCGCCCUCCCCUCCCUGCAUUCAACUAGAGAGAAAAUGAACAGAAAGAGACCUUUAAAAAAAGAGAAACUGAACAAUGAAACAGUCGACAUCAUGUUGACAUACGGCCACAAUUCAUCUGAACCCUGUACCUGUCUUCAUUAUCUGUGCGUUCGUUCUGAAGGCCCACCGGCCCCAAAUAACCCGAGUGGGGGUGACAUCCAACUCUCUCUCUGUCCCUCUCUCUGUCUCCCUCUCUCUCUGGCUCUCUGUCUCCCUCUCUCUCUGUCCCUCUCUCUGUCCCUCUCUCUGUCAUCUCUCUGUCUCUCUCUCUCUCUCUCUCUCUCUCUCUCUCUCUCUCUCUCUCUCUCUCUCUCUCUCUCUCUCUCUCUCCAUCUCUCUGUCUCUCUGUCUCUGUCUCGCUCCAUGUCUCUUUUUCCCUCUCCCCACUCUCUCUCUCUCUUCCCCCCUCUCCCCACUCUCUCUCCUCUCUAUCUCUCUCUCUCCUCCCUCUGGCUCUGUCUCUCUCCCUCUCCGUGGUAUAUAGAGACAGAGGGGCCCAUGUUGUUCUAACUCAUCGUUAAUCUCUUGCCCUGCCUGACUUCGGCCUGGGAAUUCUGUGCUUCUUAUUAUUUAUGAACAGAGACGUUGUGAGUGUCACUGUCACUAAAGGAAAAGACUUGUGCCUUUUUCACGUUACACAGUAUUUUGCCUCCCACCGACCCCCACACUAUUCCCACACCAGGACGGACGAGGAAAACAGACGAAUUAACGUUCAUUGGAAGAAGUAAAACAAACAAAAAGUUUUUUUUUCUUCUAAUAAUUUAAAGAAAAUUAAGAAACUUUAUUUACAAUGAUGCUGAGACAAUCGUGUACAGAGAAAGUCUUUUUUUUGUGUGUGUGUGUGUACAUUUUAAGUCACUGGACGAUUCCUUCCUUAGUAAUCGGUUAAAAGGCUCUUGAAAAGUGAAAAGGGCAAAAUGCUUCUUUUUUUUGUCUCCAUUGAAGUCAAAAAAAACAAAACAAAAAGGCAUGCUAAUCGAGCACAGAAGAAGAGAUUGCCUCUGAUGCCUCUGAGCUGAGAGUGGUGGUGAUGCUGAGUUGAUUCAAAACUUGUUUUGUUCGUAAAAAAAAAAAAAACUUGUCGAUAAUUAAUGGGAUUUU
Molecule: messenger RNA, 4091 nt
Organism: Oncorhynchus nerka (sockeye salmon)
Lineage: Eukaryota; Metazoa; Chordata; Actinopteri; Salmoniformes; Salmonidae
Product: eyes absent homolog 1-like
Exons: 18
Coding region: 313-2235 (640 amino acids)
Biological process (GO): negative regulation of extrinsic apoptotic signaling pathway in absence of ligand; multicellular organism development; positive regulation of DNA repair
Cellular component (GO): nucleus
Molecular function (GO): protein tyrosine phosphatase activity
Source: RefSeq, a predicted model, not a curated record